AAUGACCAAACCCCGCGGAUUUAUAAAAAGCGCUCCUUAGUUUACUCGCCCUUCAGUUAGCUUGCCUCCUCCAGCUCCAUCAGUCUUCAUGUCCACUAUGCGGGAGGCAUUUGUUUCAAUACUGCUGCUAGUCGCCGCCGCGAACUGCUCAGAGCUCGGGAAAGACGUCAAUUACUAUAAAGAUUAUCUGCGUGCGCGCUCCGACGAGGUGCCCGAAGGCCCUGCGAUGGCGGAUCGGCUUUAUUUCUAUCGGACACCGCUGCAGCUGUACCCAGGGUUAUUGCCGGCAUUGGAACAGGAGUAUAGGAAGAGGACAGGAAAUGUAUUCAAAAAUCAUAUGCUAAAUAAGGACUCGUUGCUGGAAGGGCUGAUACCUGAGAAGCGAAGCUCGAAAACUGCCUUGUCGGCGAUGCUACAGGGGAAACAUGCUUUGCCCACAAUAGAGUAUGAUCAAGGUGAGGAUCACGAUCAGGACAACACGGAUUUUAUAGUAGAAUAAGACAUAGUUAUAUAAUGACCUACUAAGUAUUACAUGUUGUGUUGUGUUGUGUUAAGUUAUAAUCAAAAUAAUGUUUUAA
Messenger RNA from Cydia fagiglandana, 578 nucleotides. RefSeq lists its product as uncharacterized. The record is from RefSeq and is a predicted model, not a curated record. The transcript is spliced from 5 exons. The coding region runs from base 89 to 499 and encodes 136 amino acids. Lineage: Eukaryota; Metazoa; Arthropoda; Insecta; Lepidoptera; Tortricidae.